Molecule: messenger RNA, 422 nt
Organism: Eruca vesicaria subsp. sativa (arugula)
Lineage: Eukaryota; Viridiplantae; Streptophyta; Magnoliopsida; Brassicales; Brassicaceae
Source: the annotation of a GenBank genome assembly
AACAAAUCAAACUCUUUCUCUUUCUCUGCUCCCUAUCCAUCUUGUCUGAAUCUGCAACUCACAAUGUCGGAGAGACCAAGCCGUCACCAGAGAAGACCUUCUCAGACCGUUUUUCCGAUCUCCCUCGAGGAUCUCUCUGACAUCUCUCUCACAGCAAAUCCUCCAUCCUCUAUUCCUUCUCAGCCGCCGCGCCAUCAGAUCCCUCCGCCAUCUCCAGCCGCUGUUCCGGCAAACCGUAACAGCAACGGCAACAAUACUAGCAAGGAAGGGAACGCCUCUUCUAAUUGAUAUUAUCCUUUGUUUAAUUAAAAAUAUAAGCCUUUUUGUUGUUGUUCUUCUGUCUUCUUUUAAAUCUCUUGCUUAAUGAUCAGAUUUGUCUUUGUUUCAUAACUUAAACAAUAAUGAAUCGAUAUUUACACAUG